Messenger RNA from Orycteropus afer afer, 1686 nucleotides. It is a transcript of the gene TXLNA, whose product is annotated as taxilin alpha. Gene Ontology annotation, molecular function: syntaxin binding. The record is from RefSeq and is a predicted model, not a curated record. NCBI's taxonomy places the organism in Eukaryota, Metazoa, Chordata, Mammalia, Tubulidentata, Orycteropodidae. Bases 1 to 1686 code for a protein of 561 amino acids. The transcript has 10 exons.
AUGAAGAACCAAGACAAAAAGAAUGGGGCCGCCAAACAGUCAGGCAACACUUCCAACCCAAAAAGCAACCCAGGGCAACCGGAAGCGGGACCAGAGGGAGCCCAGGGUCGCCCCAGCCAGGCGACUCCUGCAACCGAAGCUGAAGUUUCCACCAGCCAGGCCCCUGGGAAGCCUGAGGGGGCUCAAGCCAAAACUGCUCAGUCUGGGGCACUCCGUGAUGUGUCUGAGGAGCUGAGCCGCCAGUUGGAAGACAUCUUGAGUACUUACUGUGUGGACAACAAUCAGGGGGGCCCAGGUGAGGAUGGGGCACAGGGUGAGCCUGCUGAACAUGAAGAUACAGAGAAGUCCCGGAGCUAUGCUGCAAGGAACGGGGAGCCUGAGCCAGGGACCCCAGUAGUCAAUGGUGAGAAGGAAACCUCCAAAGGGGAACCAGGCACAGAGGACAUCCGGGCACGUGAUGAGGGCGGAGAUCGAGACCACCGGAGGCCACAGGAGAAGAAGAAAGCCAAAGGGCUGGGGAAGGAGAUUACACUGCUGAUGCAGACACUGAAUACACUGAGCACCCCAGAGGAGAAGCUGGCAGCGCUGUGCAAGAAGUAUGCUGAACUGCUAGAGGAACACAGGAACUCUCAGAAGCAGAUGAAGCUCCUGCAGAAGAAGCAGAGCCAGCUGGUGCAAGAGAAGGACCACCUGCGGGGUGAGCACAGCAAGGCCGUCCUAGCCCGCAGCAAGCUGGAGAGCCUGUGCCGCGAGCUGCAGCGGCAUAACCGCUCCCUCAAGGAAGAAGGUGUUCAGCGGGCCCGGGAGGAGGAGGAGAAGCGCAAGGAAGUGACCUCACACUUCCAGGUGACGCUGAAUGAUAUUCAGCUUCAGAUGGAACAGCACAAUGAACGUAACUCCAAGCUGCGCCAGGAGAACAUGGAAUUGGCCGAGAGGCUAAAGAAACUUAUUGAGCAGUAUGAGCUUCGUGAGGAGCAUAUCGACAAAGUCUUCAAACACAAGGAUCUGCAACAGCAGCUGGUGGACGCCAAGCUCCAGCAAGCCCAGGAGAUGCUGAAGGAGGCCGAGGAGAGACACCAGCGAGAGAAAGACUUUCUUCUCAAAGAGGCAGUGGAGUCGCAGAGGAUGUGUGAGCUGAUGAAGCAGCAGGAGACCCACCUGAAGCAGCAGCUCGCCUUGUACACUGAGAAGUUUGAAGAGUUCCAGAACACUCUUUCCAAAAGCAGCGAGGUGUUCACCACAUUCAAACAGGAGAUGGAAAAGAUGACUAAGAAGAUCAAGAAGCUGGAGAAAGAAACCACCAUGUACCGGUCCCGGUGGGAGAGCAGCAACAAGGCCCUGCUUGAGAUGGCUGAGGAGAAAACACUCCGGGACAAGGAGCUGGAGGGCCUGCAGGUGAAAAUCCAACGGCUGGAGAAGCUGUGCCGGGCACUGCAGACAGAGCGCAACGACCUGAACAAGAGGGUGCAGGACCUGAGUGCAGGUGGCCAGGGCCCCCUCAGUGACAGCGGCCCUGAACGAAGGCCAGAGGCUGCCCCUGCCUCCAAGGAACAGGGUGGCGAGGGGCUCACAGCCCAAACACCCAGCUCCCCAAGGGCCACGGAAGCAGCCUGCUGCCCUGGAGCACUGAGCACAGAAGCAUCAGGCCAAACAGGGCCCUGGGAACCCAGCCCCACCACCGCCUAG